This is a messenger RNA of Spathaspora passalidarum NRRL Y-27907, 1580 nucleotides long. RefSeq names its product nucleoside transmembrane transporter. Gene Ontology annotation, molecular function: nicotinamide riboside transmembrane transporter activity; nucleobase transmembrane transporter activity. The transcript has a single exon. The record is from RefSeq and is a predicted model, not a curated record. Lineage: Eukaryota; Fungi; Ascomycota; Pichiomycetes; Serinales; Debaryomycetaceae. Gene Ontology annotation, cellular component: plasma membrane; fungal-type vacuole membrane. The annotation marks the transcript as partial. Gene Ontology annotation, biological process: nucleoside transmembrane transport.
AACGUGGUUGCCGUUUCAAACGAGGAGGUCACACCAGGGUCCCUGUUCUUACUAUAUAUAUAUAUAGCUUUGUUUCCGUUGCUAAAAUUCUGUCAGAUAAUACAAAAUCCACAUCUUCAAUAGAACUUGAAGAUAUGACUGACCACAGGUCUACCGAAUCUCAACUAGAGACAUCCACUACCCAUCAACAUGAUCCAAUAAUAUUCAGACUAGGUAAGCUCCACCUUCGAUUAUCGCUGUUGAAGUACUUUACAUUCACAAUAAUUGGAAUUGCCUUGUUAUGGCCGUGGAAUGCAUUCUUGUCUGCUUCUGCAUACUACGCUGAGCGGUUUGGCCACUCACCGUCCCUAAUCAAGAUAUACUCUUCCACAAUGAUGUCAGUAUCAACAAUCACAUCCAUGUUGUACAACUUCUACCUUUCGCAAGUGCAAACAGGAGUGAAUUAUAAUUUCAGAGUCAACACAGGACUUUGGAUCACAAUAUCAGUUUUCUUAAUAAUGGGGAUCUCGUGUAUUUCCGAUUUAUUUAUCCGCAUGCAUGACAUUGCAUUCUUUGUGUUGUUGAUGUUCAUGGUGUUGUUAUCGGCCAUGGCCACCUGUUUAUCGCAGAAUGGUACCAUGGCUAUUGUCAAUGUCAUGGGUUCUAUCUACGCUAAUGCCGUUAUGGUGGGCCAAGCAGUUGCCGGUGUUUUGCCUGCAUGUGCCUUGAUCAUUUCGAUCUUGUUGGUGGGAGAUAGAAUCGAUGCCAAGCAAGAGUAUGUUGAUAAGAAUUACGGAGUAUUUCUUUACUACAUUACUGCUAGUUUGAUUUCAAUUGUUUCCAUUUUGCUUUUGUAUUGGGUUACUUACCACAAGAAUGAAAUUGCAUAUCAGAGGUUAAACCUGGUGUUUUCUGGAGGAGAAGAAGUGGAAGAAGAGGAUUUAGUAGAACCAGUUCAUGCGCAAAAGGCAUAUGUUUCAUUCUGGACGCUUUGGUCCAAGUUGAAGUUGAUUGUUAUGACUAUUUUCUUGACAUUUGGAAUCACAUUGAUAUUCCCCGUGUUUGCAUCCACAGUUGAAUCCACUCAUACCGAUUCACCCAAUAAGUUUUUCCACAAGAGCAUCUUCAUCCCCUUUAUCUAUUUUGUCUGGAAUUUAGGAGAUUUGCUAGGAAGAAUUCUCUGUGGGUACCCCAGAUUACGGAUGUUGAUCAAAGAUCCAAAAGUAUUAAUCCUCUACUCAAUCUCACGACUCGUUUUUAUUCCAUUGUUCCUCACGUGCAACAUUCAUACAUAUACUGCCAGUGGUAAGCUGAGUGCAUACAUUAACUCAGAUAUCUGGUACAUUGUGCUCCAAUUUUUGUUUGGAAUCUCCAAUGGACAAUUGUGUACUUCGAGUUUCAUGAUUGUGGGUGAUUAUUGUGAUACCGAUGAUGAGAAGGAGGCCGCAGGUGGGUUUACCACUGUGUUCCUUAGUACUGGUUUGGCUUUUGGUAGUGUGUUUAGUUAUGUUUUGGUAGUUAUGAUUAACUAGUUAGAGUGAAAUUAAUAAAAACAAAAAGAGUUCAUAUAGAGAAGUGUGCUCUUUGCAAUAUUACUGUAU